Molecule: messenger RNA, 360 nt
Organism: Plectropomus leopardus (leopard coralgrouper)
Lineage: Eukaryota; Metazoa; Chordata; Actinopteri; Perciformes; Serranidae
Source: RefSeq, a predicted model, not a curated record
GUCCCCACGUCCACCACAGAGCUCAGUACGAUGCUGUUGCCUCGUCCUUCGUCCACACAGGACUCGGAGCGGAGGGGGAGGGCGCUCAGCGCUGCCAGCUACCUCACCGACGCCAUGGAAGAGCUGGAGGAGGCCCAUAGGAAGUGCCACCCGUGCUGGUACGUGUUCGCCCACCGGUACCUGGUGUGGGACUGCUCUCCCAGCUGGCUGAGGGUGAAGCAGCUGGUGAUGAUCAUGGUGAUGGACCCCUUCCUGGACCUCGCCAUCACCGUCUGCAUCGUCCUCAACACCCUCUUCAUGGCCAUGGAGCACUACCCCAUGACGGACGAGUUUAACGGCAUGCUGACCAUCGGAAACCAG